Molecule: messenger RNA, 3346 nt
Organism: Clarias gariepinus (North African catfish)
Lineage: Eukaryota; Metazoa; Chordata; Actinopteri; Siluriformes; Clariidae
Exons: 6
Coding region: 327-1988 (553 amino acids)
Source: RefSeq, a predicted model, not a curated record
AAAAGGAAAAGCCCCGACAUCACCUGACUCACUCUCUUACCACGUCGCUGCGUACCUGAGCGCGUGCGUUACCUGUAUAGUCGCGCGCCAUGGGAUUGGCUGUUGGCUCCGAGGGGUUGGAGUGAACGGGAAUUAUGUCCGUACUUGGACACGGUAGUUGUUAUCACAACAACUAGCCCAGCGCUAUGACAUAGCCUGCUUAAAACAUUACAAAUAAUCUUCUAGCGAACACAGAGACACUGGCAAGGGCUGGUAAAAAGCCACGAUCACAGCCAGGACCUUAAAGACUGUUUUACUUACAUGUGUAAAAAUCACCCUUAGCAUCCAUGGUAUCUCAAGAGGAGCAGAAUGCCCAGCCAAGGCCCCAGGUGCUGUUUGUGGGAGUCAAGGACAGCAAAAGGCUCCUGGAAACCUAUGUAAAGAGAAGCCUAAGCCUUAACGAGGGCUCACAACCUUCACUUAGAAGAGACCGGAGACAAGGCAAAUGGGUCACUGCAGCAGAGCGGGAUAAAAGAGAGCGUAAACAUUCCAGCGAUAUAUCUCUCCACAUUAAAGGCUUAGGCUCAGAGGAAGACGUUAAUGAAGAUGGGGCAUUCUCAGAACCAGAAACUGAUAGACACUCUCAGGUAGAAAGUGAAAACACUGGCAACAUAACAAAACGAUGGAAAAAGAAAAUAAGUUUUAGCGGAAAAGAUGGAUCUUCUGCAUCUUGUACCUCUGAUGGGAAUCCUCAGAAAUCAGUUGCGCAUUUUGAAAAAGAUGUUGAUAGACCACCAAAUAUACCCCCUCAUCAACCUCAUCCUUUAGCCUCAGAGGAGGAUCUUAAAAAGGUUAAAGAAAAUUCUGAGCCAAUAGCAGCAAGUGAAACUUCUGAUAAAUAUAAACGAUGGAAGAAAAGCUCUCUUAGCAGAAAAAAUGGCUCCUCUGCAUCUCAGAGUUCUGAUGGAAAACCUCGAAAAUUGUUUUUGCAUUUUGAUAAAGACAAGCGAGAUGGUAGAGUAUCUUGUGAAACUGAUGUCAAAUCAGAUUUAGGGAACCUCAAAACUGAAGACUUAAUAACCGCCCAACCUCAGCUAGAGAGUUUAACCGAGGUUAAAAAGGCCAAAGAGCUCAAAAAGAAUAAAAAGCGUUCAAUAUGGAAAAGUGUUCUGGGAUGGUUCUCCAGAGGAAACACUGACAAACAAGAUGAACAAGAUGAUGAUGAUGGGAGAAAUGAAGAAGAACUUCCUUCUCCCGAACCUCCAACUCCCCCACUUUCCUGCCUGCCCAUCUCUACUGGUGAUGGCGUCAUCCUGCGCCACAGCAAGUCCCCUAAGAAAAGGCGAUCUGUGAGGAAGUCCUCAUUAAAAAGACGCAGCGGGGACAUGGGCCUGAAUAAGAUAACUGUGCGCCCACUUACUUUAGACCUAUCUACUGAGGCUCACAAUUCUCAGGUCCAAUCAAUUGUAGAAGUAGAGGCCACAAGUUCCUAUUAUGAAAAAAUGUCAGAAGAGCUGGAGAAGAUUGUGAAUGAGGUAAAAAACAGUCCGCUAGAAGAAAACAAAUCCUUCACUGAUUCAGUUCAGCCUGCAGACCCAGAAGUCUCAUCCAGGUCUCAAGAGGAAACUAUUAAAAGAAUAAUUGAACUGAUAAAACAGGAAGGGGAUUUUAUAAAUGAUAAGCUAAUAGGAAAUACUAUCAUUAGUUCCUACCUCAACAACUAUGGCUUCUUCCAACAAUUAGCAGACCAGUAUGUAAAUUCUGAAGUCCCACAACAGACAACACAACCACCUGUUGUAGCUCCAGAGCUGGUGAAGUUUGCCUUCACACUUGACUUCACAGCAAGAGUGGCUGGUCUAUCUCGCCAUGCUCCAGGACAUAUCCUCGGCUUUGGGAACCAGUACCUCAAGGACCGUUUUACUUACAUGUGCGAGAGUCACCCUUACAUCAGUGAUAUAACUGUAGAGGAACAGAUAAAAUUAAAGGACAGUACAAACAAAAAUGAAUGAUUUGGAGUCCAUGCAGAAGGCAAAAUCAAAAGCUGGCUUCUGAACCCCAUAUACCAAAACAGUACGCUAUGCAGACUCAACCAGCAUAAGGAAAUACAAAUUAUUAGAGGGAAUUGUUUUCUGUUACUUAGUGGAUCAUCAUUCUGCACAGAACUAUUCUAUCAGUAGAAUUUAGCAUGUGAAAUGACCUUUACCACAUGGUUCUGAUCAAGCUUAUCAGGCAAGAAAAGGCACUGGAGGGCCAGUUUCCAGCACAGUUUAUAAUUUACCAACACCUAAACAGAUCCACUGAACCUGGUAAUGAACAAAUUGGUUGAAUUAGCUGCAUUUGAGCAGAAGAAUCACGCAAAUGUGCUGGACACUGGCCUUCCAGUAAACACUAUGUACUGUAGCCAAUGAAUUUUACCCUAAAGCUAUACUAUCACAGGUUAUUAUAUUAUUAUUACUUUUAUAAUUAUUAUUAAUAUAUUAACCUUAACAAAUGUUAAUGAUUUAUGUAAGCAAAAAACUUCAUAACCAUUAUAAAAUAUUUUGUAAAAGUGUAUGCUGGCAUACACACUGUAUUGUAAAUUUAUGAUAAACAGAAAUAAAUUAUAAAUAUAUAUUCAUGUGAUUAAAUGUAUUGUGUAUUGAUAAAUUCUCUAGAUUUGUUUCAUGAUACAAAAGCAGUUAUUCAUUUUGUUUAAUGUCUUAUGUACAUAAAUAAAGAAUAGUUGGAAGCUCCCCGAAGCCAAGACAUACCGUAGUGAAACAUGUCUAGUAAUAUCAAUCUGUAAUAACAAAAUUCCUUUCCUGAAUGUCUAAAAACACUGGGAGAGUUACAGAACGUACCUGUUUAGCAAGCCCAAAUCAAAAAGUAAAAGCAAAAAUGCUUUUUUUAAAUGAUGUGUUAUGUGUUAGGUCAUUCAACAGAAACUUGUGCUACACUGAACAGUAAUAAAAAAGAAAAGAAAAAGUUCAACCCUACAACUUUGAACACACUGCUUACCCAAAUUAAAUUUUAAAUAAAUAAAUAAACAAAAACAAACAUUAAAAAAGGUUUGGUCUAGACACACACACACAGUCUUAUCUACUGUACUUGGCCACAGCCACAAAGUGCAGGGUCCAUCACAGUAGGCCUGUAUCUGAUCGAUCAGGUGUUAAGUUUUCUUAACAGCUUACAGAUGCGCUGGGUUUGAGGCAAAACACUUAUUUUAAUGCACUAAUUAUAAUGCAUUAUCUACCAAGUUUGAGGUCUUUUUAUUAUUAUUAUUAACUUAUCACAAGAUCAUAACCUAUUUUUCUUGUCAUCUCCCCAGAUGAAAUACUUUUCUUAAGAUCAUAAUUUUCUAAGGAGAAAAACAUUUCCUGAGAUCACA